AACACAAUGGUUGUGCAAGUAACAUUUUUGCUCUCAUCUCUCUCUAGUUGAAGACGAUAACAGUCCUCUCUAUCUGAGCUGAACAAAAUCACCACUUUCACACAAAAUUCCAUACAUACAAACAAAAAGCUAAUCCGAAAGCAAGAAAAGAAGGCCCAAGAGUAAAGCGAAGAAGAUGUCGGCGUGGCAGCCGUACGUGGACGACCACCUGAUGUGCGAAAUCGAAGGCAACUACCUCUCCUCCGCCGCCAUCAUCGGCCACGACGGCAGCGUCUGGUCCCAGAGCCCCACCUUCCCUCAGAUUAAGCCCGAGGAAGUAACAGCAAUGAUGAAUGAUUUUGCUGAGCCGGGUACUCUCGCUCCAACUGGCUUGUACCUUGGAGGAACGAAAUACAUGGUGAUCCAAGGGGAACCAGGAGCUGUCAUUCGAGGGAAGAAGGGGCCUGGGGGUGUCACUGUUAAAAAGACUAAUAUGGCGUUGAUCAUCGGUAUCUACGACGAGCCAAUGACACCAGGCCAGUGCAACAUGAUUGUUGAAAGGCUUGGUGACUAUCUCAUCGAACAGAGUUAUUAAUCGUUUUGUAAAAGACCGGUACGAGUACCUGAAGUGUUUGCAAAUUACUUGUGAGAACAUAAUGUAUUUGGGGAUUGAGAAGUGUCCAAGACUGAUCUUUUAUCAUGGGUUGAACAGCCUUUUCUCUGUAUUCUUCUUAUAGAAGUCUUGUUAUUGUUUCCAAGUAAGGCACUUAUGUACUUUGGAGUGUUCUUUUUCUCCUCCUGGGAAUUUCUAAUAGAUUGAAAUAUAUCCGGUUAGUAUAA
Messenger RNA from Rhododendron vialii, 819 nucleotides. RefSeq names its product profilin-like. The record is from RefSeq and is a predicted model, not a curated record. Gene Ontology annotation, cellular component: cell cortex. The transcript has 4 exons. Bases 176 to 574 code for a protein of 132 amino acids. Gene Ontology annotation, molecular function: actin monomer binding. NCBI's taxonomy places the organism in Eukaryota, Viridiplantae, Streptophyta, Magnoliopsida, Ericales, Ericaceae.